Molecule: messenger RNA, 1262 nt
Organism: Momordica charantia (bitter melon)
Lineage: Eukaryota; Viridiplantae; Streptophyta; Magnoliopsida; Cucurbitales; Cucurbitaceae
Product: junctophilin-like protein
Source: RefSeq, a predicted model, not a curated record
AAUCGGUCAACUCGCGGAUUCAAUUGCUGGACCUGGACGCUUCGUUUUGCCAGCGAAAGUAAGCUUACUUUCCCCAAGGCGACCUGCAAAUUUCGAAUCCCGUUUCCAAGAUUUCGCCAUUUUUUCGCAGUGAAUAGACGCAUCAGGAAAUUGGGUGUCUUCGAUUGGAUGAAAUUCAGAAUCCCUAUCAGCCAUUCUCGUUUCUUUUUCUGAUUUCCGCAAGAAAUUAUUUUCAGGGAAAAAAAAUGGCUUCUAAUCCCUCUCUUUUGCCCGAAAUUGGUCCUGAUGGCCUUGCAAUGGAAUCCCCUGUAAUUGCCUACACUGAAAAGAUAAUCGAGGAAGAGCAACUUCAAUUGAGAAAAUAUAUUGAAGAGAAUUAUUCUAAAAUUCGAGAUGUUGAACGGGAGUUGGCAAAUCUUACAAUGGAGAUGAAACUCACAUCUGGGCCCAAAAAAGCAGCACUUGAACUUUUGCGGAAGAAAAUAGAAAUGGCAACAGAGAGAAUACGUGCAGCCAAGUUGAAAGAAGAACAAGCAAAGCAGGCUUGGGAAGCAGCAUCAAAAGUAGUGCAGGACGAGGAACAGAUUAAGCAAAAGCUGUGUGAAGACUUGAAUCAUCUGGUUCAAGAAAGCAGUAAUUCGCAAUUGACAAGGCUGGAAGAACUUAAACGGCGUAUGGAAGCUUUGAAUCCAGGUCGAGUAUCGACCUCUGUUUCUUAUGAUGGGAAAACAGUGGGAGGAGCACAGAAUAGCAGAGUUUCAGAUUCUUCUGGAGGUCCUACAUCAACAGAAACAGGUGUAAGAGCAAGAGCAAAUGAAAGUGCCCCUAAUCAGGGAACAACCAGUGGUGGUGCUCCUCCAGUGAUGAAUGGGCAAAAUCAAAAGCCCCCUUCUGAGGGAGAAGGGAGAGGGAAAAAGAAAAAUCAGCUCCAUGGAAGAGGGAAGGGAAUUGGGGCAGUGCCUAAAGGAAGAAGCUCUACUGACUCUGGUUGGACUGGCUCUGGGUUUGAUGUGGAUGGUAGAGUGUGAGCUGGGCUUAACCACACUAUAAUAUCAAGUUUCAAAUCUGUCAAUAUCAAUAUUCAAUCAACAGUCAAGAUAUGGUUCUUUUAUUAAAGGAAAGUUCUGUUGGUAUUUUGUUAUAGGCUGGAAUGGAAACUUUACUGUUAGCCCCAAGUUCUAGUAAUUACAUUUUUGUGUUUUGAUAAUGUUUCUGUCUUGUCACUAACUUACCUGUUAACUGUUGAUUCUUCCAAAGUUCCA